AUGGUGUCUGCGUACGCACUGUUGGCUUUUAUCGGGGCAGCUGUGCUGCCCUUUGUAGCAGCGGAUGGUGACCGGGUCACUGUUCUGCAGCCAUGUGGCGAUGCCGAACAUGCUACAGCCCAUGCGAUCGUGCCCGACGCUGGGUGCCAGAAGAUCUCGGACUCGGGCUCGUUUAGCCUCCUGGCUCUCAACAUGGACAAGCACACCAAGCUGGGCUUCUCCGCCACCCCGGACUGCAAGCUCACCUACACGCCUUCGUACGACGACCUGGCCAAGCUCAUGGCUGGCGCUCGAUGCAAUACCUACGUCACGGGAUCCAAGCAGGCCUCAGAUUCCGACAAGGACGCAAAGGACUCUCGGGCGCAGCAGCAAGAUGGCAGUCCGACCGAAGCGAACAGGAUGCACAAGCGCAGGGCGGACAGCAUUGACGCAUCAAAGCUCAAACAGCUCAGUGCGGCAGAAAACCAGCAGGUGCCGCUCAACUACGUGAUGCUUGUUCAGCCUCAAGACACCAUCGGCUAG
Messenger RNA from Moesziomyces aphidis, 522 nucleotides. NCBI's taxonomy places the organism in Eukaryota, Fungi, Basidiomycota, Ustilaginomycetes, Ustilaginales, Ustilaginaceae. The record is from the annotation of a GenBank genome assembly.